Molecule: messenger RNA, 1075 nt
Organism: Pisolithus orientalis
Lineage: Eukaryota; Fungi; Basidiomycota; Agaricomycetes; Boletales; Pisolithaceae
Exons: 4
Coding region: 217-747 (176 amino acids)
Source: RefSeq, a predicted model, not a curated record
CGUCUGGUCGCUGGGUUGUGGCAGUAAGGUUUCGGAGGCGUGAGAAGACGACGAUACAGUACCACGGCACAUUCCGUGCUUGACUAAUCGUCGAUAUUCCCGCGGAUGCAGAAGGGGUUAUUAAGACAGCUUCUUUGUUCUUGAUUUGGCAAUCCCCGACCAUUAUUGUCUCCGGGGAAUUCCCUUUGUCUGUCCAACCGUGGGCAUGUUUACGGCAUGUGUGAGACGAGCACCCAGAGCUGUAUAAAAUCCAACCUGUUUACCAAGGUCCGCAUUUUAGUUGACAUUGUUGUGAUUCCACACUCGAUUACUAUGCGUUUCGCAGUCGCUCUCGUUGCCUUGUCUGCCGCCCUCUCCUCUAUGGGUGCUGGCCUCAUCUCCCGCCAAAGCCUGCCCUCUUGUGCGGAGCCGUGCAUUACCAACGCGAAUUUGGAUGGUUGUUCCGCCACCGACGACACCUGCUUGUGUAACAGCCAGACCUUCGUCAAUUCUGCUACCUCCUGCAUCGAGUCUGCUUGCACCGGCAGCGAUCUACAACAGGCAGAGCAAUUCGCGCAGUCUCUUUGUCUUUCUGUGGGGGUGACGCUGACCAUCGCCACACCGUCCGCAACAUCCUCCGCAACAUCCACUGCAACAUCUACGUCAACUACUCCAUCGGCCACCCACACAGGCAGUGCUACAUCGUCUUAUGGCGUCAAUCCACUCGCAGCGGCUGCCGCCGUUCUCGGCGUUGGUCUUGCCCUCUAGACUGUUAGAGCUUGUCAGGUUACUACCUGCUGCUUCGAAUCAUUGUCCACACAACUUCCCCAUUUCGUUUUCCUUGUGGCAUAUUUCGGAGCAUCGUCUUCUGGUGUAUUUAAUUUACUUUUGGGUGCUUCGUUGUAACCGUGUAGCCAUUUCGUCCUUAAUGACCAACCGACCAUCUUACGAUGGUGUUUUCGUGCCAUGGCAACGUCUUGAGGUGGAGUGUGAACUUAAUGUGCCAGCAGAGAUGAAAAGCGGAGAUGACUACCAUUGUCGGUCGACAGAUGGUAGGCUGCGGGUGAUGUGUUUCACUACAUGGCGAGACUGGCUG